AUGCUGGAGAAAAGGGAAAUUGGGAGGAUGGAAGGUUCAAGUUCCAGGGAGUCCGGUCUCAUGAAAUCUUUCAGCCUUGCGAUUCGUUCUAUCCUCACUGGGUGCUCUAAUGAGGAAUUUCUGAAAGCCUUCUCGAGGUUUAGCCGUCCAGAGCAGGAAUUGCUCCGCAGAUUGUACAUUCAGGUUAUUGCCUCUUUGCACCUAAGGAUAGAGAACGAGUUUCACGAUUUGUGCAGUCAGUUGCAGGUGGGGUCCAUUCUUGAUGCCGCGGAGCAACUCGUGGAGGAACAGACUUUGGACCCUUUGUUCAUAGAUAAGAGUAAUGUCAUGGAUGUCUCUUCCAGUUUGUCAAAUGCGAAAGAGGAGGAAAUCCAAUACCUGUCGGUCAUUCUGCAAAAGGCAGAAGAACAGAAUCGCACUACGCGAGAUCGUAUCGAGCUAUUAAAAGCAGCAAACAAGGAUGUCCCUAGGGCUCAGAUUUUGUAA
Linum trigynum is the source of this 486-nucleotide messenger RNA. The record is from the annotation of a GenBank genome assembly. NCBI's taxonomy places the organism in Eukaryota, Viridiplantae, Streptophyta, Magnoliopsida, Malpighiales, Linaceae.